UUUCUGUGUAUUAUUCAGGUAUUGGCCUAUUUUAAAGCAGUUAACUUGUAACAAAAUCUUUGUCCCUGUUGUACUGCUACCUUUACUGAAGCAAAGGAGCACGUCUUUUACCACUGCUAACAAUUAUAAUUCAUAUAUUCAUCAUAUAGGCUAGACCUGGUGUUGAAUGGUGAUGAAUUACCUAAUUGUUUAAUAGCUGGUAAACAAAAUAAACAAAAAUACAACAUUACUUAACUUAUUUAUUAUCAUUACUACACUAUUAUUGCCACACUAGCUCCCACAGGUGCAGUAGUCAGGGCUGAGGUCACUGAUCACACUUCAUUAUCCCCGUUGGAGGCUGAGGCCAGGAGUCGGGUACGCGCACCCAGCUGUCUCUGUGAUCUCUGCGCGCGUUCACGAGCAUGUAAACACCUGACCACUGCAGGGGACUGAUAGCGCUGAUUUCCUUCUCACAAAAACCAAGCUCCCCCACAAAGCUCCCUGUUGGUGACACAUCUGUGUGUCCUCCGAGCGGGAUGACGGAUGAGGAGGUGCUAGUGUCGGAGGAGCAGACGGUGGAGAGCGGCCCGCUGCGGGACUCCAGGCGGCUGACUCGGCUGUACUGCAUGAAUGGCGGACAUCACCUCCAGAUCCUCCCCGAUGGGACGGUGCAGGGCCAGAGGGAUGACGGGGACGCUCACAGUAAGAGACCGCAGCACGACACAGCGCACUUUACAUCCAGUUGUUUUAAAGCUCAAAGCUGUGGACAGAGGCGUAGUGGUGAUCCGUGGAACAGAAGCCGGGCGAUAUUUGGCCAUGAGCGACGAGGGGCAACUGUACAGUUCACCCACAGUGACUGAUGAGUGUUACUUCCUGGAGAAGCUGGAGGAGAACCACUACAACACAUAUAUGCCUCAGAAAUAUCAGGAGAGGAACUGGUACGUAGGCCUGAAAAAGAACGGGAAACCUAAACUGGGUCCAAGGACUCACAUCGGACAGAAGGCCGUCUUCUUUCUGCCCCGACAGCUGAGUGAGUCUGAUGAGUGAAGAACACAGAGAUACCUCAGACAGAAUGCACCAGGAGGACGUUUUGUUCAGAUACACCUACUUUACCGUUUUAGCUCAUGAACUGGGCCAGAACAAGACUUGAAGAAGUGGUGCGAAAAGAGGUGAUGACACACUAGCUUGCAAAAACAAAUCGGUCAAGAUCAAAAGGAGGCUAAGUCUCUUUAAUGUUAAUCUGAGGCGUAAUUAUUGGAGGGCCAGCUUUGCACCAGAGAAAAGACUGUGUGUCAGCAUCUUUGUGUCCACUAACAACAUCCUGUUUUAGUUGGUAGCAGAUGUCCUGACUGCACAGAUGAAAAGAACAAACAAGAAAACAGUAUAAUGCAUAAAACACAUUCUGUUAUUACUAAAAAGUUGUAUAGUACCAGGAGUAUGAUUAUUUUUAGUUACCUAAACUUUUAAAGGGACAGUUCACCCCAAAUUCAAACAUUUUCUUCUUACCCGUAGUGCUGUUUGUCAGUCUAGAUUGUGUUGCUGUGAGCUGCAGAGUGUUGGAGAUAUCAGCUGUAGAGAUGUCUGCCUUCUCUCCAAUAUAAUGGAACGAGAUGGCACUCGGCUUGAGGUGCUCAAAGUGCCAAAAAAUAUAUUUGUAAAAACUCAACAGCAAUGUCUCUUUCCAGAAAUCAUGACAUGUUUACUCAAGAUAAUCCACAGAUCUUGUUGUGAGCAGUUUCAUGUAGGAACUUUUCUCUUUCUGCUAAACUACACUUACAAACCAUAUCAGUGCACAGAAGGAAGUGUGCAUCUACUCAUGGACGAGAGGCUCGUGCUCGUGGCAGUGCAAGAUGUAAAUAAAAAAAUAGCGUCCUCCUAGGCUGAGCUGUAAUGUUAGCUAGCUCAGUGGUGCUACGUGAGCCAGCAGUAGAUGCACGCUUCCUUCUGUGCGGUGAUACGGUUGGUGGGUGUAGUUUAGCAGAAAGAACGUAGUUCCUACAUGUAGUCUCUGGAUUAUCUUGAGUAACGGGGUCGUGGUUUCUGUGAAGAGCCACUGCUGUUGAGUUUUUCAAAUGUAUUUUUUCUGGUGCUCUCAGCACCACAGGCAGAGUACCAUCCAGCCAAUAUCUCCAACACUCGGUAUCUCACACCAAAACAAUCUAGAUGAAUAAAAAAGCACUACAAGUAAGAAGGAAAUACAUGCACAUUUGAUUUGAGGGUGAACUGUCCCUUUAAUUAUCUUAAAAAUUGUCUCCAGAUGUCAGUGAAAUUUGGUGGACAGUUAGACCAGAUGCAGCAACUAACUUGUAUUUGUCAUAAACUACUGCACUUACAACAUUGUAACCUACUGAUUGAAAACGUUGGCUUGGGGACAUGUGCUUCCAGUUCUUUCUUGUUCGACUUUUCUGCAUCUGACGCUUUGCUCUUGAGGGGUAACGCCUCAGCAGAUUAGAAGAGUGUCAAUUAACAGCUUGAGAUGGGUCACUGAGCCACUAAACUUCUCUGUAAUUAACAAUGUGUCAAGCUGAAAAACUGUUAUUUCAUAUCUCCAGCAGUUACACGUCACUGCCACUUGGUGUCGCCAAUGUGUAAAAUUACCCAGUGCACCCUUCCACACGCAUAAAACCUGCCCCAGGCUUGAGCCACGCAUUUUUAUUUUCAUGCCU
This is a messenger RNA of Epinephelus fuscoguttatus (brown-marbled grouper), 2645 nucleotides long. It is a transcript of the gene fgf1a, whose product is annotated as fibroblast growth factor 1a. The record is from RefSeq and is a predicted model, not a curated record. Gene Ontology annotation, molecular function: growth factor activity; fibroblast growth factor receptor binding. NCBI's taxonomy places the organism in Eukaryota, Metazoa, Chordata, Actinopteri, Perciformes, Serranidae. Gene Ontology annotation, biological process: positive regulation of gene expression; animal organ morphogenesis; positive regulation of cell population proliferation. The transcript is spliced from 3 exons. Gene Ontology annotation, cellular component: cytoplasm. The coding region runs from base 610 to 1026 and encodes 138 amino acids.